GGCGAUGUAGCUCCGCCCCUCCCGUCGGGCGGAGCUUGGUACUGCAGGAAAAACAUCCAGAUCUGCGUCCAGAGGACAGUAGUACCACGGCGCGCAAUCACUGCAUUCUGUACAAUACCGGCAGCACCCAGAGGCUGAGCCACACCCGAAGGCCGCCCACCAAGAGCCGGGCCUCCUACGGGAUCAUCAGUCGGAGACCAGAAUGUUUGGAGGUGUGUCCGAGCGGAUUCAAAAGGACCGGCAGAGGGCUGGAGGUCUGGGCUCGGUCCAGCAGGCUGUUCGCUAUCUGGACCAGGACUUCCAGGCCCUGAAGGAGGACUGUCUGGAAAAUGGAUCCCUAUUUGAGGACCCAAUGUUCCCAGCAGAACCACCCUCACUGGGCUUCAAGGAACUUGGACCUUUCACUGCCAAAACCAAGGGGGUAGAGUGGAAGAGACCCACGGAGCUGACAGGUGACCCUCAGUUCAUCGUGGGUGGAGCCACCAGGACCGACAUCUGUCAGGGGGUACUGGGAGACUGUUGGCUGCUCGCUGCUAUCGGCUCUCUGACUCUGAACGAACGGCUGCUGCAUCGUGUUGUUCCUCACGGUCAGAGCUUCACCCACCAAUAUGCAGGCAUCUUCCACUUCCAGUUCUGGCAGUUUGGGGUGGAUGUGGUGGUCGCCGCCCGGCUGCCGGUCAAAGAUGGAGAGCUGAUGUUUGUCCACUCGGCUGAAGGCAGCGAGUACUGGAGCGCCCUGCUGGAGAAGGCCUACGCCAAGUUGAAUGGCUCAUAUGAGGCGCUGUCUGGUGGCAGCACCACUGAAGGUUUUGAGGAUUUUACGGGUGGUGUUGCUGAGAUGUAUGAGCUGAAGAAAGCUCCCAGAGAUCUUCAUCGUAUCAUCAGCAAAGCUCUGGACAGAGGGUCACUGCUGGGCUGCUCCAUCGACAUCACCAGCGCCUUUGACAUGGAGGCAGUGACUUUCAAGAAGCUGGUUAAAGGUCACGCAUACUCAGUGACUGGACUCAAACAGGUGGAGUACCGUGGCCGAAAGGAGCUUCUGAUCCGAAUCAGAAACCCCUGGGGACAGGUGGAGUGGACCGGAGCAUGGAGCGACAACUCCUCAGAGUGGAACUCCAUCGACUCUGCAGAGAAAGAUGAGAUGCUCUGCAAGAUGGAGGACGGAGAGUUCUGGAUGUCUUUCCAGGAGUUUCUGCGUCAGUUCUCCAGGCUGGAGAUCUGUAAUCUAACGCCAGACGCUCUCAGCCAGGACUCCACCAGCUUCUGGACCACCGUGACAUUUGAAGGUGGCUGGAGGAAAGGAAGCACCGCCGGGGGCUGCAGGAACCACCCCAACACGUUCUGGAUCAACCCUCAGUACAAGAUCUGUCUGCUAGAGGAGGACGAUGACCCUGAGGACGACGAGGCCGCCUGCAGCUUCCUAGUGGCGCUGAUGCAGAAAGACCGCCGCCGUUUCCGCCGUCAGGGGCAGGACACGCACACCAUUGGCUUUGCCAUCUAUGAGAUUCCUGAGGAGUACCGCGGCUGUCCUAGCAUCCACAUGAAGAAGGAGUUCUUCCUGCGCCAAUCCUCCUGUGCUCGCUCAGAGACCUUCAUCAACUUGCGAGAGGUGAGCGCCAGGCUCCGCCUCCCACCGGGUGAGUACCUGAUCGUCCCAUCAACCUUUGAACCGUCGAAGGAGGCUGACUUCGUCCUGAGGGUGUUCACCGAGAAACAGUCCGAAACCCAGGAGAUGGAUGACGAGGUGGUGGCGAUCUUCGAGGAGGAGGAGGAAAUCUCUGAGAGCGACAUUGACGACUCCUUCAGGUCCAUGUUCGUUCAGCUGUCUGGAAAUGAUAUGGAGAUCUCAGUGCGAGAGCUCAGGACCAUCCUCAACAGAGUGGUGUCCAAACACAGAGACCUGCAGACUGAUGGGUUCAGCAUGGAGUCCUGCAGAGCCAUGGUCAGCCUGAUGGACAAAGAUGGCAGCCCUCGGCUCGGUCUGCUGGAGUUUCAGGUCCUCUGGAACAAGAUCAGGAAGUGGCUGGGAAUUUUCAGAGACUAUGACCUGGAUAAGUCUGGUUGUAUGAGCUCCUAUGAGAUGCGUCUGGCAUUGGAAAAUGGCGGGUUCAAACUCAACAACAAGCUGUAUCAGAUGCUGGUGGCUCGAUACGCCGACAACGAGCUCAUCGACUUCGACAACUUCACCUGCUGCCUGAUCAAACUGGAGACCAUGUUCAAGGCCUUCCAUGCGCUGGACAAAGGCGGGACAGGAGCCGUGGAGAUGAACAUUACUGAGUGGCUCUGUAUGAGUAUGUGUGGCUGAAGGGUCUGGAUUCCAACAGAAAAACCGGAGAGGAACCGACGAUUCCCCACUGCAGCUGUACAGUACUGCAUCAUGUGACUCACACACCUGUUCACCCUGAGGUGUAUCAAGCUGUUCAGGGUCAAAUUGUGGUCUUAGCUUUAAUAUUAAACCAAGAAAUAAACUUAUAAUAAUAAUCACAUUAUCAAAUUCUGUAAAAUAAGUAUAUAAAUGAAACAAC
This is a messenger RNA of Monopterus albus (swamp eel), 2525 nucleotides long. Its product is annotated as calpain-1 catalytic subunit-like. Gene Ontology annotation, biological process: proteolysis. The coding region runs from base 203 to 2305 and encodes 700 amino acids. Gene Ontology annotation, molecular function: calcium ion binding; calcium-dependent cysteine-type endopeptidase activity. Gene Ontology annotation, cellular component: cytoplasm. NCBI's taxonomy places the organism in Eukaryota, Metazoa, Chordata, Actinopteri, Synbranchiformes, Synbranchidae. The record is from RefSeq and is a predicted model, not a curated record. The transcript has 24 exons.